Aspergillus homomorphus CBS 101889 is the source of this 4072-nucleotide messenger RNA. Its product is annotated as 5-oxoprolinase. Gene Ontology annotation, molecular function: 5-oxoprolinase (ATP-hydrolyzing) activity. Gene Ontology annotation, biological process: glutathione metabolic process. The coding region runs from base 108 to 3953 and encodes 1281 amino acids. Lineage: Eukaryota; Fungi; Ascomycota; Eurotiomycetes; Eurotiales; Aspergillaceae. The record is from RefSeq and is a predicted model, not a curated record. The transcript has 2 exons. Gene Ontology annotation, cellular component: cytosol.
UAUUAUUUGAACCCCAGGCAUGCCCCUCUUUGGGAUCCCCUCAUUCUGCAACUUCUAUUCACCUCUUUGCACCCUAAUUGUCUUGUCUCUAACUGAUCUCCGGCAAGAUGACCGGGUCUGAUGACAAGAUUACCAUUUCCAUCGACCGUGGCGGUACUUUUACCGACGUACACGCGGUCGUGCCCGGUCGCCCUGACAUUAUCCUGAAGCUCCUAUCCGUCGACCCUGGCCACUAUCAGGAUGCUCCCACCGAAGGCAUUCGUCAGAUCUUGGAGAUUGUUACUGGAGAGUCACAUCCACGAGGAGAGCCUCUGAAACUCGACCGAAUUGGUAGUCUACGCAUGGGAACGACUGUAGCGACUAAUGCACUGCUGGAGCGCAAGGGUGCUCGGUCAGUACUUCUCACGACCAAGGGAUUCCGUGACCUCCUCAGGAUUGGGGAUCAAUCGCGUCCCAACAUCUUCGACUUGUCGAUGGCGAGACCUGGCGUCCUGCCCGAAAGAGUCGUGGAAAUCAAUGAGCGUGUGGUCCCUUGUCACCCUCUCGCGGACAAGGAUUGCUUCUCCGAAGCUCGAGUCGUGGAAGGCACGACUGGGGAGAAGUUCCUCGUGGUACAGGAGCUCGACAUGGAAGAAGUCCGGCCCAUCCUGCAAGAAUUGAAAGAUCAAGGCUAUCAGUCAUUAUCGGUCGCGCUGGUCCAUUCGUUCGCGUACCCCGAGCAUGAGCGCAUGAUUGGCGAGGCCGCCGAGAGCAUGGGCUUCUCCGUGACCUUGUCUUCAAAGCUACAGCCGAUGAUCAAGGUUGUCCCCCGAGGCAUGUCUGCCGCUGCAGAUGCGUACCUCACCCCUGUUAUCAAGACCUACAUCGACUCUAUCUCGGACAGCUUUGAGGGCGGACUUGAGAAGCAAAGCGAAUGUCGCUUUGAGUUCAUGCAAUCAGAUGGUGGCCUGGUGGAUUUCCGCAGAUUCAGCGGGCUGAAAGCGAUUCUGUCCGGUCCCGCUGCUGGCGUGGUUGGAUUUGCGGCAACCAGUUGGGAUCCUAAAGAGAAGACGCCUGUGAUUGGGUUUGAUAUGGGCGGCACGUCCACCGAUGUGUCUCGCUUUGAUGGACAUCUUGAGCACGUAUUCGGAUCCAAGGUUGCCGGUGUCCUCAUCCAAUCUCCACAAUUGGACAUCAACACUGUGGCCGCAGGUGGUGGAUCCAUCCUGACAUGGCGAAAUGGCCUGUUCUAUGUUGGGCCUGAGUCAGCAUCAGCUCAUCCUGGUCCUGCUUGCUAUCGCAAAGGGGGACCGUUGACAGUUACCGACGCGAAUCUAUUCCUUGGCCGGCUGUUGCCGGAAUACUUCCCUCAUAUCUUUGGAGAAAAUGAAGAUGAGGCACUUGACCUCGAGGUCACUACUAAGCUCUUCAACGAACUCACACAGAAAAUCAACUCUGAGCGUAAGGAGAAGGGGCAAACCGAAUUUACUCCCGAAGAGGUUGCCUUGGGAUUUCUGAAGGUCGCAGAUGAAUCCAUGGCUCGCCCUAUUCGCAACCUUACCGAAGCCCGUGGCUUUGAAACUGCUUCCCAUCACCUUGCAUGCUUCGGUGGUGCAGGAGGACAGCACGCAUGCACAGUUGCAGCUUCAUUGGGGAUUUCUCGCAUUAUCAUUCACAAAUUUUCCUCUGUCUUGUCGGCUUAUGGUUUGGCACUAGCCGAGGUGGUCAAGGAGUCUCAGGAGCCGGUCUCUACCGAAUACUCUACUUCCCGGUCCACUCUAGACAAACGCUUCGAUGACCUGACCCGGGCGGCCGUCAAAGAUAUGGAGAGCCAAGGGUUCUCUGCUGAGCAAGUUCGACAUGAGCUUUAUCUCAACCUGCGCUAUGAAGGUUCGGACACUAGCCUUAUGAUCUUGAAGCCCGAAGACGACUCCGACUUCCUCGAGGAGUUCCGUACCAGACAUCGCAGAGAAUUUGGCUUCAACUCAGAUCGACCGGUCUUAGUAGACGACGUCCGCGUUCGUACGAUCGCCUGCUCAAAGGUGCGGGAGGAAACAAGCCCCUUGGUACAACUCCGGGAAGCCACGAUCAAAGAUGUCAGCGGCGAUCCAGACACCAUCUCGAAAGCGUAUUUCGACGGCCAUACAGAGCGCAUUGAUACUCCUGUGUACCAGCUGAACAAACUAGACAAGAAUACUCGAGUUCGCGGUCCUGCGGUCAUUAUUGAUGAAACGCAGACAGUUGUGGUUGCGCCCAAUGCCGUGGCCAAGAUCCUAGAUACUUGCAUCGUGAUCGAUCUUGAAGAGCUGCCUAGAAGCUCCGAAGACGAAGUUGCGUCCUCUUCUGGGAUUGACCCGAUCCGCCUCAGCAUCUUUGGUCACCGCUUUAUGUCCAUUGCCGAGCAGAUGGGUCGCACCCUACAAAAGACAUCAGUGUCGACCAAUAUCAAGGAGCGUCUGGACUUUUCUUGUGCAUUGUUCUCCCCCGAUGGUGGUUUGGUUGCCAAUGCACCCCAUGUGCCGGUUCACCUUGGGUCAAUGCAAUUUGCUGUGCGCUAUCAACACCAGAAGUGGCUGGGUAAACUCCAGGAUGGCGAUGUUUUGGUGGCCAACCAUCCCAGCUGCGGUGGAACUCACCUGCCUGAUAUCACGGUGAUUACUCCAGUCUUUGACAAGCCCGGUGGUAGCGAGAUUAUAUUCUACGUGGCCUCUCGAGGUCAUCAUGCCGACAUUGGUGGUAUCCUACCGGGAUCCAUGCCGCCCAAAUCGACCGAACUGUGGCAAGAAGGCGCUGCGAUUGAAGGUGACAAGAUCGUCAGCAACGGUGUGUUCGAUGAGGAGCGGAUGGUUGAGCUUCUGGUUCACAAGCCGGCGCAGUACCCCGGUUGCUCAGGAGCACGGUGCAUCACAGAUAAUCUGUCCGACCUGAAAGCACAAAUCGCGGCCAAUACUCGUGGUAUCAGCUUGAUUCAAGCUCUCUUUGCAGAGUAUGGGGUCGAAACCGUUCAGAAGUAUAUGUAUGCCAUCCAAGCAACGGCUGAGACAGCGGUGCGCAAUCUGCUGAAAGAUCUUCAUAAGAAGUUUGGCGGUCAGCCAUUGGAGGCCGUCGAUCACAUGGACGAUGGUACGCCUAUCAAGCUGAAGGUCACCAUCAAUGGAACAGAUGGGUCUGCUGUGUUUGACUUCGACGGCACCGGCCCGGAGGUCUACGGAGGUUGGAACGCGCCAAUUGCCAUUACCCACUCCGCUAUCAUCUACUGUCUUCGAUGCAUGAUCAACGCGGAUAUGCCUUUGAACCAAGGCUGCCUGACUCCUAUUGAUAUUCAGGUUCCAUCACCCAGUAUCCUGUCGCCCACAAAAUCGGCGGCUGUCGUCGGCGGCAACGUUGUUACCUCGCAACGAAUUACGGACGUUGUGCUCAAAGCUUUCCGGGCGUGUGCAGCCUCCCAGGGCUGCUGCAACAACUUGACCUUCGGCACCAACUCGAAGAAGGACCCCGAUACGGGUGAGACCAUCCCAGGCUUCGGAUACUACGAGACGAUCGCGGGUGGCAGCGGGGCUGGACCGACCUGGAACGGCGAGUCCGGCAUCCACGUGCACAUGACAAACACGCGGAUCACGGACCCUGAGAUCCUGGAAAAGCGUUACCCGACGCUGUUGCGCCAGUUCACUCUCCGGGACGGGUCUGGCGGCAAGGGCAAGCACCCGGGAGGCGACGGUGUUGUUAGAGAGCUAGAGUUCUUGUCUCCGAUGGAGGUCUCCAUUCUCUCCGAGCGCCGCGUCUAUCGUCCGUAUGGUCUGGAAGGAGGUGAAGAUGCUCAGCCAGGAAUGAACCUCUGGAUCACCAAGGACGCGGACACCGGAGUGGAAAGGAAAGUGAAUAUCGGAGGGAAGAACACAGUCUCUAUGCAAACGCAUGAUCGCAUCGUCAUUAUGACGGCUGGCGGUGGUGGUUGGGGUGCUGUAUCUGCUUGAUUUGAAUGCGGAUGAAGUCCGAUUGACUGUCGGAUGUAGACAAGGCUAUUCUUUGGAUGAUAUAAGCAUUUAUCUGGCAAACCCAUAUGAGAGAGUAUACUAGAAUAGCAGUCGUAUAG